CCGCCGUUUGUAGCGGUUUGGUGUGGCGAAUGUUCGCGUAUUACGAGGGUGUUCGGGGACGAAUGGCGAAAUCUCCUUUUUAGAGAGUAUUUUCUUUUCUAGAGGGAAAAUGAAUUUCCAGAUAUUUUGUUGUUUUCUGUACUGAGAAUACUGCGUCAUACUUCAAAUUUGUUAAUCGUAUCAAUAAACCUCUCUGGGAUACGCAUCAACAAACGAGUUGUAUUGUCAGUACAUCAUUAACAAAUUUGAAACCAUGGAUGGGAAAGAUCCAAUGGAAGGAGAACUUGAGGUAGAAACUGAAAGGAAAAGGACUUUGACCAUGAAGGGAUUAGAGUACAAUAAAGAAAUAAAAUCAAAAGCAAGGCUACGAAUGAUAGAGACACUUAAUACAAAAACUGAAGAGUUGAAAGGGUUAUUACAACAUGAAACAAGUGAUAAACAAACUGUAAAGGGUGUGUACUCAAGCUGGUUGAACAAUUAUGAACAGUUGCUUAUAGCACAUGAACAGUAUAAAAAAUUAUUGAAUGAAACAGAAUUGCACGAUGAUAAUAGUCAAUUUGAAAAUAUAACCAGCGACUAUGCAUAUGUAAAGCAUGAGGCAGAACAAUGGUUUCUGAAAAACUGUAGUGUACGCGAAACAAGUGAACAAUUAGAAACAAAAUCUCAUCAUAGUGGCAGCUCUAGAUCAUCAAGUAGACAUUCAAGUAUUUCGAGUAACUUAUCGAUUGCUAAAAUGAAAGAAAAUCAAAGAAAGGCAGAACUGUUAGCAAGAGCAUCAGCUCUAAAGGAGCAAAGAAAAUUAGAAGAAGCAAAGUUAAGUCUUCAAAUGAAAGAGAAGGAAUUUGAAAUUAAAACUGAAUUACAAGUGAGUGAUGCGCGGACUAAGGUUUUAGAAGACUUAGAAAGAAGCAUGGUGGAUGACCAAUUGCUGGAGGACAAUAUUAAGUUUACCGACCACAAAAUAAAGCAAGAACCACCUAUGGAAUCUCACAUCAUUCAAAAUAAGUAUGUACUAAAUCCAAAUUCUCCUGUGUGGAUUCCAGAACGUUGUGUAUCUACUGCUACUGAGCAAGGUGAAAUCAAAGAUGAUGAAUCAUUCAGUGAACAUGACUUGCAUCAACAUAAUGUAAACAAUGAUGUUAAGAUAGAUAAGGCACAAACUGUUCACGGUUAGUCAAUGUUCAGCAAGGGAUUAAUGAAAUACCUGUUCUACAAACAUCCAGCAUAGUGAAUUCACUGAAUCGCGACAUGAACUCUGUAUCGAAAAUAAUGAAUAAACCAAAAGCUGAAAUCCAAUGUUUUAAAGGCAAUCCAAUCGAAUACAGCACUUUCCUUAGACAAUUUUAACGCUAGAGUUUGUGCAUACACAGAUUCAUACGAGGAACGUCUGAACUUUCUAUUGCAAUAUACAGAAGAUGAAGCACAUAAAAUCGUUCUUGGGUACUCUCAUAUGAACUCUGAAAGUGGAUACAAGGCAGCUUUAGCCGAGUUUCAUGAGCGGUACGGAGACCCGGACAUAAUAGCAAGAGCAUACGUGAAAAGGGCACUUGAGUGGUCUCCAAUCAGACCGGAAAAAGCACAAGAUUUGGAUAAGUUUGGAAUAUUUUUGAGGGAAUGUCAGUUUGCUGUGGAAAGUUUAGAUUCAGUGAGGGUUUUAGAAUACUCCGAAAACUUAAGGCUGCUGGUGCAAAAACUGCCGUAUUAUUUACAUGAAAGGUGGAGGAAUAUAGUGUAUGACAUUAAGAGUAAAAAGGAAGUGGUAAGAUUUGAGCAUUUGGUUGACUUUGUUAGAAAGGAGGCAAAAAAGGCCACGGAUCCAAUUUAUGGUAAAGAAGUACUAAAUACAUCUAAAAACAUCAACUCACAGGAUAAACAGUCAUCAUCUACAAGAGUAAACAGGCCUUACGGAACGCGCAAAACGCUCAUUACUAGUGUUUCAGACAGCGGUGUGAAAGAAAAGCAUCACAAUGAACGCGAAGCAGAAAGCCGGUAUAAACCUGGUUCGGCAUUUAUAAAGCCAUGUUUGUUUUGUCAAGGAUCUCACGAGCUAGAAAAUUGCAAGGAAAUAACAAAAUUACCCUUGAAAGAGAGGUAUGCCUUUCUAAGAGACAAAGGUUUAUGUUUUGCCUGCUUGAGGUCAGGACAUCAAAAAUUAAAUUGUAAAAAAAAAGCAAACUGUAAGACUUGUACCAAGCUUCACCUGACAAUAUUACAUGUGGAACCGCAUCAGGACUCUCCUUUCAAUACAAAAGCAACUGCAACUCAUACAGGGGCUGGAAGUAAAAUACAUCAAGCUUUGCCAAUUGUGCCUGUUCGCCUAAAAGGUAAAAAACAGCUGCAAGUAUGUUGAAACUUAUGCAUUUUUGGACUCGGGGAGUACAGCAUCCUUCUGUACAGAAAGAUUGAUAAGUAAACUGAACGUUCAAGGAAAACGGAAAAGAAUAAAUUUGGUUACUAUGGGUCAAGAAAGCGUUCAAAGUACACAUGAAAUCACUGGACUGGAAAUCAGUGCAUUAAAUGGGGAAAAACACCAUCGAGCUUGGUCCAGUAUUCACACGGA
Ruditapes philippinarum (Manila clam) is the source of this 2560-nucleotide messenger RNA. RefSeq lists its product as uncharacterized. The transcript is spliced from 2 exons. The record is from RefSeq and is a predicted model, not a curated record. Bases 254 to 1174 code for a protein of 306 amino acids. Lineage: Eukaryota; Metazoa; Mollusca; Bivalvia; Venerida; Veneridae.